Molecule: messenger RNA, 2812 nt
Organism: Macaca mulatta (Rhesus monkey)
Lineage: Eukaryota; Metazoa; Chordata; Mammalia; Primates; Cercopithecidae
Source: RefSeq, a predicted model, not a curated record
AUGAUGCGAGCGCAGGCACCGCCCACCGCCGUCCCGGCAUGCACCGGGCCGCGGGCUCCGCCUCCGCGGGACCACAGAGUUGGGACCGUGUGCGAGGCCCUCGGUGGGCCGCUUGGGAUUCGGGGAUUUCCUCGGCACGCGGGAAGUAGCCUUACAGGCGCGGGAGAAAGCGCAGGUGGUGGCUCGGCAGAAAAAGGCAGGCUGCAGUGCACACUGGGUCAGGCACACGCGAGGGGCAGCCCCCGAGAGGCGUCCCAGAGGCCCCCGCGCCGCCGGGGUCCUAACGGGGUGCACCGUCUUCCGCCGCACGUGGAUUCAGCGCGAUGCCCAAAUCCAAGCGCGACAAGAAAGCUUCGGAAAUGUGUGGACACCUACAAGUACCUUUUCAUCUUCUCUGUGGCCAACAUGAGGAACAGCAAGCUGAAGGACAUCCGGAAUGCCUGGAAGCACAGCCGGAUGUUCUUUGGCAAAAACAAGGUAAUGAUGGUGGCCUUGGGUCGAAGCCCAUCUGAUGAGUACAAAGACAACCUGCACCAGGUCAGCAAAAGGUUGAGGGGUGAAGUGGGUCUCCUGUUCACCAACUGCACAAAGGAGGAGGUGAAUGAGUGGUUCACAAAAUACACAGAAAUGGACUACGCCCGCGCUGGUAACAAAGCAGCAUUCACUGUGAGCCUGGACCCGGGGCCCCUGGAGCAGUUCCCCCACUCCAUGGAGCCACAGCUCAGGCAGCUGGGCCUGCCCACCACCCUCAAGAGAGGUGUAGUGACUCUGCUAUCCGACUUUGAGGUGUGCAAGGAGGGCGAUGUGCUGACCCCAGAGCAGGCUCGCGUCCUGAAGCUUUUUGGGUAUGAGAUGGCUGAAUUCAAGGUGACCAUCAAAUACAUGUGGGAUUCACAGUCGGGAAGGUUCCAGCAGAUGGGAGAUGACUUGCCAGAGAGCGCAUCCGAGUCCGCAGAAGAGUCAGACUCAGAAGACGAUGACUGAAAGGGACUCAAAAUUAAAGGCCUCCUGGAACCUUCUGGGUCUCACUGGACCAUGCAGGACUGCUGCCGCCCCUCUGAAGAGAGCAGCUGUUUAUUUGUCUGUAGACAGGGAAUGUGAUGGGCACUGACCUCCUAUAAAGAGUAAAACUCUGGGCCGGGCGCAGUGGCUCAAGCCUGUAAUCCCAGCACUUUCGGAGGCCGAGACAGGUGGAUCACGAGGUCAGGAGACCGAGACCAUCCUGGCUAACACGGUGAAACCCCAUCUCUACUAAAAAAUACAAAAAACUAGCCAGGCGAGGUGGCGGGCACCUGUAGUCCCAGCUACUCUGGAGGCUGAGGCAGGAGAAUGGCCUAAACCCGGGAGGCGGAGCUUGCAGUGAGCUGAGAUCCGGCCACUGCACUCCAGCCUCUGCACUCCAGCCUGGGCUACAGAGCGAGAUUCCGUCUCAGAAAAAAAAAAAAGCUCUGGGCCAGGUGCAGUGGCUCACGCCAGUAAUCCUAGCACUUUGGGAGGCCGAGGCGGGCAGACCAUAAGGUCAGGAGAUUAAGACCAUCCUGACACAGUGAAACACAGUGAAACCCUGUCUCUACUACUGUUGCCCAGACUGGUCUGGAACUCCUGUCUUCAAUCAGUCCUCCUGCCUUGGCCUCUCAAAGUGCUGAGAUUAAAGGUGUGAGCCACUCUUUUUUUUUUUUUUUUUUUUUUAAAUGGCCGAAUAAUAGUCUGUUGUAUGAAUAUGCCACAUUUUCUUUAUGCAUUCAUUCAUUGAUGGACAUUUGGGUUGUUUUUAAUUAUCAACUAUUAUGAGUAAUGACACUGUGAAAACUCAUUCCCAAGUUUUUUGUGGGGAGAUACGUUUUCACUUCUCUUGGCUAUAUACCCACAAGUGGAACUGCUGAAUCCUAUGGUAAUUUUAUGUUUAAUCCUUUGAGAAGUUGCCAAACUAUUUUCCAAAGUGGUUGUACCAUUUCACAUUCCCCCCAUCAGUGUGUGAAUUUUCUCCCGUCUGUCUCUUGCUCACUCUCUUGCCAUGUGACAUGCUGGCUACGCUUCCCCUCUGCCAUGACUGUAAGCUUCCUGAGGCCCUCCCCAAGAGCAGAUGCUGGCACCACACCUUCUUGAACAGACUACAGAACUGUGAGCCAAAGAAACCUCUUUUCUUUGUAAAUGACCCAGUCUCGGGUAUUCUUUUAUAGCAACGGAAACAGACUAACACACAGCAUCCUGGGAGGCUUUAUUCUUCGUUUGGUGGUGACUCUACUGUUAAGUUUUUGUCCAAAUACUUCCGUCCCUAAGAAUUUACUGAGGCAGUUCUAAAUUACAAAAAGCAUGAGAGAGCAAAAGAGGUGACAGAAGAGCCUUGGGCAGCCUGAGCCACGAUGGGCCUAGAUGAAGUAGUUGGGACAUUCGUGGGCAAACAAAUGCCAGGCUUGAUUAAAGGCAUCCACGACAGCUGGCUCCAGGGGCCCUUCCUCUGCCGCUGCCAAGUUCUGCUCCAGCUGCUCCAGGCUGGACAUGCCCAGGAUGACCGCGUCCCCGUGGGCACCCUGAAAGGGAGACAGCCAGACUUCAACCUUCUUCUGCUACACAGCAACUUCACUCACAACCCUCCCAGUCACGACCCUACCGAGAUUUGGGCUCUCUUAUAUCCCAUAUGUCCAGAAAGAACUUAAGGUGCCUUGGAUAGCUGUACCCAUGUCACUCAAAACCUGUAUUAUUUCCCCUACUACCACAUGACGCUUCCAGACAGACCUACAUUCACAGCCCAGUUCUGCCCCCCAGCAGCCGUGUAAAGGUGACUAAGUUAUUAAAACCUCUCUGACACUCA